This is a messenger RNA of Nyctereutes procyonoides (raccoon dog), 1973 nucleotides long. It is a transcript of the gene YDJC, whose product is annotated as YdjC chitooligosaccharide deacetylase homolog. The record is from RefSeq and is a predicted model, not a curated record. NCBI's taxonomy places the organism in Eukaryota, Metazoa, Chordata, Mammalia, Carnivora, Canidae. The transcript has 5 exons. Gene Ontology annotation, biological process: carbohydrate metabolic process. Bases 183 to 1163 code for a protein of 326 amino acids. Gene Ontology annotation, molecular function: deacetylase activity.
UAGGGCGAGCGCUCCGCAGGGCGGGAGGGGAUCGUCGCAGGGCCCCCGCGGGGCGGGUAGGCGGUGAGAACAAAGGCCGAGUGCCGCCGCGUGGGGGAGCGCGCGGGGCGGAGCCUGGGCUGCGUCUGGGGGCGGGGCCUGGAUCCGGUGCUCUGGGGUCCCCAGCCUCGGCGGGAGUGGCCAUGGCCCGCCCGCGAGUGCGGCUGGUGGUCACCGCGGACGACUUUGGUUACUGCCCGCGGCGCGAUGAGGGCAUCGUAGAGGCCUUUCUGGCGGGGGCUGUGACCAGCGUGUCUCUGCUGGUCAACGGCGCAGCCGCAGAGAGCGCGGCGGAGCUGGCCCGCAGGUACCAAAUCCCCACCGGCCUCCACGCCAACCUGUCCGAGGGCCGCCCCGUGGGCCCGGCCUGCCACGGCGCCUCGACGCUGCUCAGCCCCGAAGGCUUCUUCCUCGGCAAGAUGGGAUUUCGAGAGGCAGUGACGGCCGGAGACGUGGCCUUGCCCCAGGUGCGGGAGGAGCUGGAGGCCCAGCUGAUUCGCUUCCGGGAGCUCCUGGGCGGGGACCCCACUCACGUGGACGGGCACCAGCACGUGCACGUGCUCCCAGGCGUGUGCCAGGUGUUCGCAGAGGCGCUGCAGGCCAACGGUGUGCGCUUCACGCGAUUGCCGGUGGAGCGCGGGGUGGGCGGCUGCGCGUGGCUCGAAGAAGCCCCCGCGCGUGCCUUCGCCUGUGCGGUGGAGCGCGACGCCCGGGCCGCCGUGGGCCCCUUCUCCCACUACGGCCUACGGUGGACGGAUGCCUUCGUGGGCCUGAGCACCUGCGGCCGGCACAUGUCUGCUCACCGCAUAUCAGGAGCACUAGCGCGGGCCCUGGAAGGCAUACCCACCGGCCGUACCCUGACAGCCGAGCUGAUGGCCCACCCCGGCUACCCCAGUGUGCCUCCAGCUGGGGGCUGCGGCGAGGGCCCCGAUGCCUUUUCCUGCUCUUGGGAGCGGCUGCACGAACUGCGUGUCCUCACCGCGCCCACACUUCGGACCCGACUUGCACAGGAGGGUGUACAGCUCUGCACCCUGCACGACCUAGACUCCAAGAGGCAUGGGGAAGGGAUCCCUGGAGAAGCCACUCUGGAAACAUUCCUGGAGCCCUCCCCACCAUGCCCCUGACAAGCAUAAUGUCCUUUAGUGCAAAGAAAGGGGGCCAGCGUCAAGCCCUGGGACAGCCAGGAACCAGGUGGCAGGGCGGGGGUCCAGUAACAUACUCCCUUUGGCAGGCCCCUGUCACCUCUGUGUCUAGGUCCUUGUGGCUCAGAAUGGCUGCUAGAGCUUUGGCAACCCAUCUUGGCUGCAGGCAGGUUGGCCCUGUGACAUCUGAGCCUGGGGCCUGCCAACCAUCUUCCUUAUUCAGAUGUAGUAGAGAGAGACCACUGUAUUAAAAUAUGUCUUGUAAACUUGGGUGGUUUUUAAACACUGCCCAGAAAAUGUUUACAGACACAAGAAAGAGCAAAGGUAACUCCUUCAGGGCCCAAACCUGGUUAUUAGAAUAGAUACACAAAACACUCCAUGUUCUGGCUUUGUUCAUGCUUAAGUUUAUUAUUUUGGGGGGAGGGGGGUUGGGAGAAGAAUGUCUCACCAGGCUACUUUUUGAAAGAUAAUAUAAUCUCAAAUUUUAUUUAAAAAGUCACCUGAUUGUUGUUUUUUAAGUCAACUCCAUACCCAGAGUGGAGCCUAAUGCGGGGCAUGAGCUCAGGACCCUGAGAUGGAGACCUUAGCUGAAAUCAAGAGUUGGAGGCUUAACUGACUGAGCCACCUAGGCACCCCAAAAGCCACCUGUUCUAAACAAGCAUCCCUUUGCCAUCCUAGGGGCAGAUCUGAGGAGGUCCUACAAACCUAUUUAAAAUUUUCCAGGAGGAACAGUCUUCUGUGGAAAUGGGAUACAGGACUCUUCACCAGACCUGGUGAUGUGGGCAUGCCCCG